UCGUCUAGGCCGAGGUCUAGGCUGACAUCUAUGCUGUUUCGAAGCCCAACGAUCAUCUAAGGGGUUGCCAUGUCAGAUGAAAAGGAGAGUUCGCCCCCCUCAGAACACCCAACCUCAAAAGAUCCCGUGGAGGCGUCGUUGGUUGCCAAUUCGCGAUGCAGCUUGGUACCAGUGUCACCUCAUUUUUCUGGCUCAUCCUCGGUUGGCUCUACCCCACCUUCCUCAUCCGAUCCUAAGUCCACAUCUCUU
Molecule: messenger RNA, 249 nt
Organism: Geodia barretti
Lineage: Eukaryota; Metazoa; Porifera; Demospongiae; Tetractinellida; Geodiidae
Source: the annotation of a GenBank genome assembly